Molecule: messenger RNA, 4931 nt
Organism: Liolophura sinensis
Lineage: Eukaryota; Metazoa; Mollusca; Polyplacophora; Chitonida; Chitonidae
Exons: 7
Coding region: 140-3484 (1114 amino acids)
Source: RefSeq, a predicted model, not a curated record
CAAAUAAUCAGCGACACAUCGACCAUUAAGGACUUAAUCUGGUAUUUAUGGCUUCUUAUCACGAGAAGAUGCAUCUCACCUUUUAUCUGGGGGGUAUUUGAAGGUAUAAAAGUGGUGAGGUAUUAAAAUACCAGGAUCCAUGUCUGAAGUACCUGUUGCCCAUAACCUUCCCACAAUGUUUGGGUUGGUUCCUGACAAAAAUGUCACCUUCUGCAUUGACACCUCAGGUAGUAUGUACGUUGGAUUAGAUGCUGUGAAGGAACAUUUAAUAGAAACACUAUCCAAGAGGGCCACAUUUUUCCAAGGAACGCAGUUCAACUUAAUUGAAUUCAACUCAGAGGUGACACAAUGGGCGGACAAGAUGGUUCAGUGUACACCAGAGACGGUCAGUGUGGCAAAAACCUGGAUCAAAGAUCUGUCACCCAAAACAGGGACAAAUACCCAAGAUGCCCUCUUGACAGCACUGUCUGAUCCCAGCUGUGAUGCAGUUUACCUGGUGACAGAUGGACUGCCAGACCAGUACCCUGAGGACAUCCUGGACCACGUAGGUUAUGCGGGCCAGGGACGGCCUAUUCACUGUAUCUAUCUCGUCACACAGGAAAUCAAUGCUGCAGCAUCAGAAUUCCUGGAAGAUUUGGCCUCAGAGACCUAUGGGUCAUUCCAUGUAGUCACCCUGACAAACCAUGGCUGUGUUGAUAAAGUCACCCCUGUCAUGGCAAUAGACCAUUCCCAGAGGAGGGUGAUCCGGACCGUGAAUGGAACGAUGCAUCCUAACAGCAAGUCAUGCAGUGUCUCUACCACUCUGCAGGUUGACCCAGAGGACACCUUAAAUCUUGCCCAUAAGGUGUGGCUGGCCAAUAACCACUUUUGUAACCCUUGCUGUCACCCACACAGUUUUAUAUAUCCAGGGUUCCCUUACCAUUACUACCCACAGCCAUGGAGUCGAUACCGCCCAGCAAAGGGAUGGCUGAAGGCACAAGAGGAGAUGUUGGAUAAGUUUGACAACUUAGGUUAUUCUCCUUCUGCAGGAGCUCUUCUCAUUGGAAAGAGAGUAUUGGCAAGAAGCAAUACAGAUAGUUAUUUCUAUCUUGCCACAGUUCAGAGUCAGAUCCUGGAAAGUAAGUUUCUGGUAGGAUUUGGCCCAACGAAGCAUGGGAAAUUCAAGGACACCGUGUAUCAGGAAACAUGGGUCUAUGAUAUCAUAUCAUUUGAGGAUGCUAAGCGCCAUGCCAUCGUUCCUGGGGACAAAGUGCUUGCUCCUUGGGAACCUGAAGGGGAAAAGUUCUGCUCAGGGACAGUGAUUACCGGCCAAGAGAAGAGGGAGGCACAAGGUCCAGACGAAGACUAUAAAAUCACAGUGAUAUUUAGCAAUGGUAAAACAGAGGCAGUUCCCCUUGACACUGCUGUUUGGAUACCAAUGCAGGUGUUUGAAAGGUUGGACUUGGAGCUGAAGAUGCCAGCUGAAGCCAGGAAAUCUCUGGAAGCGCAAACCAGUUAUCCUCAGGAGAGCCUGCCAGGUUAUCCAACCUCAGGGCCUCUGGCAAAACCAACUACAUUCACACCAGCCCCAGCCCUAGAGUUCCGCUAUGAACCAGUCAUAAUGCAUGCUGGUUUGUACAGGUACCCAGAUUACACUCCCCUGUAUCCCAUUUUCUAUAAAGAUAGGAAGGAUGAGGUCCCCUGUGCUGUUAAAAGUGAAGAUAUUGAUGCACUGAUCCCAGGGACAAAUUUAACUCAGAAGGAACUGCAGGAAAAGGUAAGUUCCCAGUUGGAGGAGCACCUGGGCAAAUCUGAUUAUACAAAAGGAAGGAACAGUGAGUUUCAGACAGAAAGUGAAAGUGAGAAUAAGGAGAGACUUGUAAAGAGGGGGUGUGAGAUUGAGCGACUGCGAGAGGAGAUCACAACAAGGGAGGCAGAAAUCAAGCGACUUAAUGAUGAGGCUGUGAAAGAAAGGGAGCAGCGAGACAAAGAAGCUGAUAUGGACGGCAUAAAGAAACGCAAAAUUCUGAUGGAUGAAAUAAGAAAGAGAGAGAGGGAGCUGGAGCUACUUAAACUGGAAGAGCAGAAGGACGAUUUGGAACAGCAGUUGGAGCGUCAGCGAGCCAGACGGCUAGAGGAGGACAGAAGAGAGGAAAGCUUAGGGAGAAAAAGGGAAUGCCGAUCCCCAAGUGAGAGGAUGCCUGAUUAUGAGCGCCUGCUACGACGCGAUAGGCGUGGAGAAAACAGCCUGAGGAAGUCUGUGAGUUUCCGGGACGAGUUGGAGGAGAGCACAGACAGAGGAUACGACAGCGGUCACGGGAGUAGCCCAGAACUGUGGGAGAAUGAGGAAAACCUGGGUAGCUUACCACCAGAGUACAGGGUCUUCUACAGGAGGAAUCAGUCAGCCAAGGUGCGCAAACCUCGGCAGAAACCGGGUUGGAAAUACUGGGGGAGUGACCCAACGCCAGAGAUUGGCGCAAAGACCACAGGGCUAAGUAAACCCAGGCCAUUUCGGCAGACAAUGAUGCAAGCGCCUCUGGAGCCAAAGGACCGCAGUGUCAGAAAUUCCCAGCCUGAUGUAAAACACCAGCCAGCUGUAUAUUACCAACAAGCAGUGACAUACCAGCCAGUGACCAAGAUGCCGUCAGAUGUCAGGAGCCAGCCAGAUGCCAGAGGGCAGUCAGGUGUCAGGGUAAAUCCAGAUAUUAGAAGCCAGCCAGUGCGUACACUGGAAUGGACGAGUCCGAAUUUCAGGUAUGUGGAUGUGUUUGCAAAGCACAACUACAACAACUCUGUGGGACAGCUGAUGAAGCCCUCCGCACAGCCCCAACCUCCUGCACAGCCACGCCCUGUGACUUUUGGUGACUCGGAGGUGGGUGUGGCUCUGGGAGUGCGCGAGAGACUGACUCUUGCCCCAGAGGACCUUCGUAGAGAGUACAGGCGAGCUCGAGUGAUUGCCCGAGAGACAGAGUUUACAUAUCGGGUGCGUGAGGAGGAAAAGACAAAGGAAAUGAUGACUGACCAGCACCGUCAAAAAAUCCUCGGUCAGAUUCAGUUUGAAAAAGAUCGUCAGGUUCAGCAGUACCAGACCAUCCAGAGGACAUUUGAGGCCAAACAGAAAAUAAAUCAGGAACUACAAGUCAAGCUGGCUGAGAACACUCACUGUGCUAAUGAGAGAGACCAACGUCGUCUCGCAGCUAAGGUGGCCAAGCGUGAACAGAGAGAACAGGCAUGGGCAGAGAGGGCACAGGAGGUGCAAGAAAAGGUGCAGAGGCAGCAGGAGGUCAAAAUUCAGAGGUCACAGGCCAGAUGGGAUGAAGUUCACAACAAGCUGCAAGAGGCUGACAGAAUGGCUGCUGCACAGGAGCAAAGGAGUCGGGCUGCCAAACUCAACCGUAUACAGCAUUUUCGCAAUCUAGAAGAAAUCAGUCAAAAAAAUAAGGACCUACGAAUUGCGGUAGCCAAUCAGUCAACUGCACUGUUCAACUCACAGGUCUUACCAUAGUUUCAUUAUGAUAUUCUCAUGGAACCGGUACUGACUGUUGACAGUUUGUUAAAUUUGUAUUAGUAAAACUAUGAGGAAUUUUUUCUGCUUCACUGAUCAAGUUCCACAUUUAAAUGACUGUGUUGUUUUAUUGUUUAGUUCCUUAACUAAUUGUUAACUGAAGAUGUUGGUAGAUAAGGAUACCAUACAUUUAUAUUUUAUAUUGAGAAACUUAUUUUAUGGAAAAUGCAAACGACAUCCAUGCGGAAAGAUUAUUUUACAAAAUGUAUUUUCUGAAUAGUUGUGGAGAAAAGAACGGUAUUACAUUGUACAACUUAUGUUGUAACAAACCUGUUAAACAACCAUAUUGUGUAACUUGUAAAUCAGGGUUACAGUUCAUUAUCAGCUGUUUGCUGCAUGUUUUUUGCCACAUUUUAGGAAUCACAGUUUAUUUAUUCGAGAAAACAUAUUUUUCUUCUGAAUAUAUAGUACUGUGCAAAGUGAUGAUUAUAUAGUACUGUGCAAAGUGAUGAUUAUAUAGUACUGUGCAAAGUGAUGAUUAUAUGACAUAGUUUGAUGUCAUUUGUACAUGGCAUAGGAUUUAGUUUUGGUAUGUUAUACAGAUUUAUUCUACAACAUGUUAGUUAUUCAGGAUCUCAGUCAUGCACAUACUUGUGAUACCAAUACAAAGGCACAUGUAGCCUCUGGUUUUCAGAGUAAACAGUGUUUAUGAUGUGUAUAAACCCUUUGUCUGUACAACUUUCCGCAUAUGUUCAGAGUUGGCUUUUGCAUAUACACAUAAUGAUGGAAGUGUUGAAUUUUGUGUUUUAUUCUAUACUACGCAUGCAAAAGAGAAUUUCACUUAGCUUGAAUUAUAAGUUUAAAAAAAAAAAUACAAUAAAUAUUGUAUACAAAAAUGUUGCUGAAUAUUUUAGUGUGCUUAAUUAAAACUGAAAUUUUUGGAGCAUUCAUUCGUCUAAUUAAAUUCUAACAAACUGUUUCUAACAUACAUUUACUGAGACUGAGAUGUUGUGGUCGAAGUGCUGUUAUACAUGUGCAGUUAUUCUAUUUUAGCCAAGAAGAAUCUCCUUUAAAUGCAUUAUAGCCUGAACACAGAUCUCAAACUUAAAUUAGAAAACAGUGGCAAUAAUAGUCAUGCCAUUGGGUGUUAGUAAUACCUAACUAAUGUCAGGCUUAUAGUGUUAUAUUAAUGUACAUAUUUGUUACUUUGAACUGCCAGGGUGUUAUAUAAAAAUUUAUUGAAAGUAGCAGUAAUUAAAUAAUGCUAUUUGAAAAUUUGUUAACCCAUUCCCCAGAUUAAUCUAUAAUUGUUACCAUAUAUUCUGCUGUUAUGGAAUUCUGGAUUUGUGCUUGUUUUGGAUUUGGAUUUUAAAAAAAUAGGUAUUUAAAUGAUUUUUGAUCCUGUUUGUUAUAAUUGUAAGACUGUGAUAAUGGCAGUGUGUUGUAG